Molecule: messenger RNA, 12035 nt
Organism: Haliotis rubra (blacklip abalone)
Lineage: Eukaryota; Metazoa; Mollusca; Gastropoda; Lepetellida; Haliotidae
Product: neuron navigator 3-like
Biological process (GO): neurogenesis; nervous system development
Molecular function (GO): protein binding; ATP binding; ATP hydrolysis activity
Source: RefSeq, a predicted model, not a curated record
GUGGUUGCAACUUGGUGGCAGCAGAGGAAUGGCUGAAUAAACAAACAUGUGUAGUGGAGUAAGGUAGUAGCAGCCUGUUCCGAGUGAUUGGAAAGUGUACGUCUGCUUCCAACCGGAGGGCCGUCUGUCAGUAGGUCGGGACAGUGCUGAGACCAGGAUAUGCUGGAAUGGAUCAGUAUACAAACAUGUGUAACAGUGUACUCGGCUUGUGUGUAGAUUGAUUGGAAAUAUAUACCUUUCGGCAUAGUACUGAAGAGAUAACCCAUCAAGACAAGUGGAGCAGGUUUUUACAAUAGAAGAUCAAGUGAUGGAUUUUAGGGGUGUGCCUUCAGGAUUCGUUUAAAGGAUGGUGGAUUAUUGGGUGGAAAGCUAUCAUUGUUGAUAAUGACAGUGUUAUGCAACAGCUGUCUGUUUUACCAAACUGGACCAUAAGGACAUCAACGUAGGUAUCACAAUAUUUGGAUGGCAGAGUGAGAUAUAUUUAUGUAAAAACUAAAUGUGUUUGUAAAAUAAUUGAUUAAAGAGCAAAUGAGGACUUAGCAUACAUAACUGUUGGAUACAUUCAGGGGAUAUUAUAAAAUAUUCAUGUCAGUGAUGUUUUCUAGAUUGUUAUGUAGUCAUUUUGGAGAAUAUUUCAUGGGAUUUGUUAAAAGCUUUUAUACAAUGCUGACAUGUCAACAGUUGAUUUGAUGAAACUGCUCGGUCUCAAUCAAGUGAAAUGAAUCAGCAAAGUGACAUAUGACCUGCUGCAUGCUGAUACGAAAUAUCUGCGAUGGAUGUGACAUGUUAUCACACGCGUGUUUCAUGUGAUCCAGUCCUUGAUGGUUAUGCCCCAAACAAAUGUAUUACACCAUCUGUUCAUUGAGAUUGUAGAGUAUAUUUCACCACCAGACCUGGAUUGUUUGCCAUGGAUUACCUAGUCAGCAAUGCCAAUUUCCAAAUCAACGCUGUCCGUUAGACAAACACAUGUUGGACUCACCGAAAUUGGCACCAUUGGUAAUUGGAAAAGUACUCUGUGUUUAAUAGAUGGUCUGUAAGUUAAUGAAUGGUACACUACAAAUGAAAUGAAUGUUUUAUUGAGUAAGCACAUGGUACAGACUUGCAGGAAUUAACAAGCAGGUUACACCUUGGCGCUUAUGGAGUUAUUUCUGAACUGAGUAUUAAGCAAGUGGUUGGGUUGUUGAAUAUUCUAUAAUGGUAAACAACUGCAUGGCGUCCAGUCAACCUUACUCCAGGCUCUGACGAGGGAUCUCUUCAUAUUGAUGUGUCUACUGACAUUUGUUAUGCUAGGCAAUCCUUUCAUAUUAUGAGGAUGUUGUUACCAAUAAUAUAUUUAUAUAUGGAGGGGAACUGGCUAGUGGCUAAUUGGCUAGUGGAGCACUUCUUUUGACCAGAGAGUUAUUGGAAUCACUUAUCAAUGGAUACAAGCCACGCUUCAAGGAUGUGAGACAGGACGGUGAUUUCGGAGCAAAUUAUGGGAAAAGAGAUUAUGUUUUCGGAUUAUGGAUUCAGGAUUGGAUUUGUACCAGAGUUUUUUCGAGCUUGUGGAUUAGGUUAGGAUUUGGAUACGGAUAAUCUAUCGUCAUGGCAACUGGCACUGUUGCCCCACCCAGGAUGACAAGGAUACCUGUCCCGGCCAGCAAGCAAGGUCAUGGGUCAUCGUCGUCUUUUAUUCAGUCCAAGAAUAGACUUAUGAUCUACACAGAUUGGGCCAACCAUUAUCUGGAGAAGGCCCGCAAUAAGCGGUUUAUUGCCGAUCUGCAGCAAGACAUCACAGACGGGGUGUUGUUGGCAGAUGUCAUUGAGGCAGUCACCAAUGAAAAGAUCAAAGACAUUAAGACAAAACCAAAGAAUUCUGCUCAAAUGGUGGAAAAUAUCAAUACGUGUUUGACUUUUUUGGCCAGUCUAGGAGUCAGUGUUGAAGGACUUAGCGAUAAAGAUAUCAAAGAUGGCAACCUCAAGGCAAUUCUAGGGUUGUUCUUCAGCUUGUCAAGGUUCAAACAGCAGCAGAAGACACAGCAACAAACGACGAAGCCUCCAGAACAGGCAAAGGAUCCACCAUCCACACCGGAGCUUUCACAUCCGGGCAUCGCCGUAGUCGUCGGAGCCCCAAACUCCGGAGGGAGAACAACACCUCAGGUUAAUGGAGGGGAGAUGCUAUCAAGACUUCCAUCACCUUUUAAGCAUAGCAACAAGAACCCCAGCUCUAUAAGUAACCUUUCUACCUCGAAGGAUAGCUCCAAUAGCAACUCAAACCUCAACCAAUCUCGGGGGAAGCCAACGCUUCACGGGGCGAACUCCACGUCAAAUGAUAAAGUGCGGUCACAUCUGAAUCAACAGAAUAACAAUAAUAAUUUGCAAGGUUCCAAUUUGGUGAGUCCGAAGAAUAACAAUAACAACUCGGUGACCCAUCGAGCUACUUCGCCAAGUAGUGCAUCCCAAUCUGGUAUUCCUACGCCAGGUGGGCGGUCCUUAGGACGACCCACACCGACUGCAGAGAAGCAGUCGAAUAGGACGAGUGCAAGCUCUACCAGUUCCACAUCGUCAACGAAGAGCAAUCCUUCAAAACCUAGUGGAAAUAACAAGAACUCUAUGUUGGACAAAUUUAAAUUUUUCAAUUCAAAAGAAAAAGAGAAAGGAAAAAGUGGCGUAGUAAAAAGUGCUUCCAAAACUAGUAAUACUAGUACGACAAGUACAAGUUCACGGAGUGACACAGAUUCUAAGACAUCAUCAUACAGUGCUCGGAGCUCCAGCUCCACAGAUGCAGGAGCUAGUAGCAGUACUACAAAUGGCUCAAGCAGCCCUAAACUCCCGGCAAAGACCGGGAAAAAGUCCUUGGCUCGUGCAUUUAGCACGAAACGUGAUAAUGCUAAUACUCUAGCCCCUGACAGUAAUAUAAAUGUAGGCAAACGCAACACACCCUCACCCUCAUCACAGAAUCGGACUCCUUCACCCAAUCCCUCAGCACGGAAUUCACCAGUUCCUGUUCGGAAAACAGAAGGUAAGGGUGUUAAGACAGAAAAGGGGCCUCCGAGGGAGUGUCAGCCCAGCCCACCUACUUCAAAAAAGGGGACAAAAAUUGGCAGCUUAAUUCCAAAGUCUUCAUCCUCCCAAUCAGGAAAGUCCUCAAAGUCAUCAGGGUCAUCACAAAUUCCUGCUCCAAGUUCGGGCAUUCCAAAGUCUGCCUCAGGGAAAUCCUCAAAAUCAAGUAAAGAGGAUCGCAAGAAUGGUUCCUCCUCGUCCUCUUCAUCACAACAUAGCAAAUCCCUCUAUGCCAGCCUCCCUGGAAUGAAUGCUCAUAAGACUCUAUCUUCCAGUUCAUCAAAGGUGCAGAGUCCAGUGUCCACUCCUGAGGGAAGUUACCCUAGCCUGUCCAGCAUCCCAGUAAGUCAGAUGAGUCUCAGUCAGAUGCAACAGCGGCAGCAGCAGAUGGACAAUCUAGACCAACAACAGCUGCAGCAACAACAGAUUCUGAUGCAGAGGGAACAUCAUCCACGGGUGAAUCUUCAGGAACAGCAAAUCCGUCAGGAACAGAUACGACAGGAACAGAUUCGGCAGGAGCAUAUACGACAGGAGAACGAGAGAUAUGAUCUGAUGAGGCAAGAACAGAUUAGGAAGAAUGAACAGAGCCGGACAACAGAGCAUUGCUCUCCCAGUAUUACAGUUCCAAGAGCAACAGCUCAUGUGAUGGCUGAGAUUACUAUACCACCCAAGUCGAGUCAUGGUAGUCAAAUGGGUCAUCUAUCAACCUUCAAGGGAGGGGACCGGUCACCAAGGAGUCAGAUGGUAAGUCCAAGUCCUAGUGGCUCAGUGACCUUGACCCAGACUGUCAAUGUCGUCAAACCCACAUGUGCCAUGGCACCAACGACAAGGUCAGUGACAAAGGCUGAUGGGAAUACACAAACUAAUCUGUCUGUGUUGCAAAGGACGAUAACGCCAACCAAAUAUCUGACUGAAUCCAUGAAGGAAAAUAGUAGUAAUAGCAUCAAUUCUUCAUCUUCAUCACAAGUGGGAACUCCUGAUCAGGUGUUGAGUGACUCUACUCCUUCCAGUCAAAGUGGACACUCGUCUUGUGAUAGCAUAGUGAUGAAAUCACCAGCCUCAGAACUUCUUGCCGCACAUGACCGAGCAACUACAAACUCUCCCAAACUAGGAGUGAAAAUGCUGAACUCACAUCUUGGCAAGCCGGCAAACAAUAUUGCAAUUGUACAGCCUCGGCAUGGUGAAAAGGUCGAAACAACUUUUGACACUGAAGUGCGAACUGAAACUAUAAAUAAGCAUUCUCUAGGAAAGGAAACUACAUUUUCUGAAAAAGAAACCACAUUUGUUGAUGAUGCUGGUGAGACGAUGGACAUCAAACCAAUGCCACCUAUAAUGCGUGCAUUGCCUUAUGGGUAUUUCCGUGGCUACUCGGGCUACUCAGGACUGUCUUCCAGUCGCAACUUCCACAUACCAGGGAUUUCAGUACCCCAGACAACCAUGUACGCAGCAAGUACGCCCAGUAGGCUCGGGGUCAAUCGGCCCCUGUUUGAUCACGGGAAAUACUACUCGGGGCAAAUCAAGAGGACUAAUUCUAACUGUCCCAGUGUGUCGGACACUGACUAUGGAUCUGAUAUUGACACAUACGAUUACGUCUCAGGAUAUAUGUCUGAUGGCGAUAUACUGAAAAGCAACCGAGGAGAAGAAUGGGCAAGUGGGUAUCUGAGUGAAGGUGGAGCCUCACUCUAUGCUCGACGUCUGCAACAACGCUUCCGUGAAGGCAUGCAGGCAGUUCGGGAGUGUAUGCAGAAGAGCAGCGGACUCGUAGACGAUGAUAGCUUUGACGACAGCAGCUCAAUCAGCAGCGGGGACAUCAGCGACACUAUUGCUGAAAUCAGCACUGACGAGAACCUGACAGGUUCAUCACAAGGUGCACUGUCGGACACAAACCCCUACAGCAGCUUGAAAAGAACCCCUAAAGAUCUCACCCGUGGCUUCUCAAAUGGAGGGGGAACGUCUCAAGUGCAAGGCAAGAGGGUUCCAAAUUUGGGAACAAGUGCUUUUAUGGGAAGUGAUUACAAUAGUGAUUCCGGACAUAUAGGUUGGAGGAAGUACUCUCUGCCUCAGAACAGCAAACUAUUGAGUAGUGAUCCCAGUGAUUACGCAUACCCCUACAGCAACGGGUAUGAUCAUAGUCAGUGGCGCCGAACAGAUUCAUCGUCCGGGUAUGGUUCAUUGAGGAAACUAUCCAAUGCCAGCCAGCCUGAGUUUGGUUACCGAGGGGAACAUGUGUCAUACGCUGAAAGUGAAAAGGGGACCUGCUCUACAAGUCCUUCAACUAAACGUGACUGUGAAACUAACACGGAUAAUUCGCACUUGCUAGAAACAAGCAUGAAACGAAUGCAGAAUGCAAGGGGAGCUAACUGUGGCUCAGGGGGCAGUAGCAGUAGCUUUGGUUACCGCAGACCGCUAAGUAACGCUAGUAACUCCUCUAUCGGUAGUAACAAGAGCUCGAGUUCUAAAGGUUCAGCAACCGUAGGUAGUCGACUGGCUAAGCAUGGCGUGGAUGCAAGUCCCAUGUCCAAAUCUGCCAAUGAAAUGCCUCCAAGUAGUAUCCCCCGGCCUGGAAGUGCGGCUGCUAGAACAAACAUGAAAGACGGUGACAUGGGUCCCGAAGCUUAUUGCAGCAGCACCCUGGAGAGGGAGAGGAAAAAGAAAAAUGGUAUAAGUGCAAGUAAAUCCACUAGUUCGGCACAAACUGAACGAGACUUCCAAUCCAAUACGCUUGGACGACGACGGUUGUUCGGCAGCAAAAACAGCCUGAGUAAGACACCUCAAGGUGAAAAUGGAAACCUCUGCAGUAGUACAAUCAUAUCUAAUCCUCAUGCUACUUACAGCAGCAAAUCCGAGUGUUCUUCUCCGUCUCAUGGUGGCAAAAAUACAAGCCAUUACGUUAACCUGCAGCAGCUUCAAGCAACAGCCACACAGCAGAACAUGCUGCAGUCUAACCCCAACUAUAUAGCCUUGGAAUACUCUAGCCCUCGCAACUCCGGUUCUAAUGGUCUGUCAAAAUCUUCAACUUUGGAUUAUGCAUAUCUGAGUGAUUAUGCAUAUUCAAGCGUCCAUGGAUCCAAUUUGUCACUUGUGUCUACAUCAUCAUCAGUGUAUUCAUCGGCUGAAGAAAAGCAACAAGCAGAGGUUCGCAAAUUGCAACGAGAACUUGUAUCCGCAGAGGAUAAAGUGCUUACACUACAAACGCAACUGAACACCAACAGAGCUGAUACAAUAUUCUACAAAAAUCAGGCCCAUGUGGUGGCAGCCUUUGAGCAAAGUCUGUCUAACAUGACAUCGCGUCUCCAGAUGUUAACUUCAACGGCUGAACAAAAGGUGGUGCGGCCUUCUCAGGAAAAUAUUCAGGAUUCUGAGUUGAACGAGUUGCGACAGACAAUUGAGGCCCUGAAACGUCAGAGUGGACUCAGUAUUCAGGAAAGCCUUGUCAGUCCAAAUGUUGGGCGACGACACACCUCACCUGGUAUGGGCCCUAAAGACAUUCAUGGUGAAGGGGGUCGUAUUGUUCGUCAAAUGUCUUCAGACAGCAUGUCUAGCAUCAAUAGUUUAUCAAGUGCUUGCAGUGUCGCCAGUCAACAGUCUGCCGCCACUGAUGGUGACAUUGGCAAAAACUCCAAGAAAAAUAAAAAGAAGGGAUGGCUAAGAAGUUCAUUUAGUAAGGCAUUCUCCCGGAAGAAGAACAAGCAUGGCUCUAUAUCUGAUGUGGAGCCUGAUACUGCAAGUCUUCGCUCCAACGCUUCUGCACCAAAUUCUCCACUCCUACAGAUGACGCAUGUUCCUAAUGGUUCUGGAGUCAUGAAGGGGUCUCACAGCUCUGGGGCACUGUGUGAAACAGAAGACCAUGCGUCUGUGAAUGAAUUAAAGAAUCUGUUACGUGAAAAAGACAUGAAAUUGACUGACAUCCGACUAGAAGCCCUCUCUUCAGCACAUCAGCUGGAACAACUCAGAGAGACAAUGAACAAAAUGAAGAGUGAAAUGGGACAUUUGAAAGCUGACAACGACCGACUUCAGCGCCUAGCUACCUCGUCCCGAACACUCAAUAUCUCCCAGAGCUCCCUUGCUCAUACGCGUGCAAGUAACGACUCUCUGGACCGGUCUCUCAGCCUCACUGAUCAGAGUAGUCUAGACAUGCUAUUGGCUGAAACAGCAGCAAAUGACAGAGAAGGAAAACGUGUCACAAUCACUGUAUAUCUGGGCUCAAACCCAGACCCAACACGGAUUGGCAUUGAGAGACCAGCGGAGGUGCUGAUUGGCUCCCUGUCUGUCAGUGGCAAGACAAAGUGGGACAUCCUCGAUAACAUUGUCAGGAAAAUAUUUAAGGAAUACGUGUUACGAGUGGACCCUGUCACCAACCUAGGUCUGAGUGCGGAGAGCGUCUUCUCCUAUCAUAUCGUCGACAUCACAAGGACCAAAGAUGCUGAUCUACCUGAGCUGCUACCUGUGGGGUACCUGGUCGGGGAUACAAUGCAGAUCAGCAUAUGUCUUAAAGGUACCAAGCAGAUCAGUGUGGACUCUCUUGCCUUUGAGUCGAUGAUCCCCAAGACGAUCAUCCAGCGAUAUGUGUCCCUCCUCAUUGAACAUCGCAGGAUAAUCCUGUGUGGCCCCAGUGGCACAGGCAAAACCUACCUGGCUCAGAAACUGGCUGAGCAUUUGGUUCUCAGAUCUGGCCGGGAACUGACAGCUGGGUCAGUGGCCACAUUCAAUGUUGACCACAAGUCUUCGAAGGACCUUCGCCAGUACUUGUCAAAUAUCGCGGAGCAGUGUGAGAACACAAACGUGAAUGAAUUGCCGACUGUCAUCAUCCUAGACAACCUGCACCAUGUUGGCUCCCUCGGCGAGGUCUUCAAUGGCUUCCUCAGUGUCAAGUACCAGAAAUGCCCCUACAUUAUUGGGACGAUGAACCAGGCAACAAACGCUGCCACAAACCUCCAGCUACACCACAACUUCAGGUGGGUAUUGUGUGCCAACCACAUGGAGCCAGUGAAGGGCUUCCUAGGGCGAUACCUGCGCCGCAAGCUGGUGGAGGCUGAGGUCAGGACAGGGAUGAGGAACAAUGACCUCAACAAGAUCAUUGACUGGGUCCCCAAAGUGUGGGCCCACAUCAACAAAUUCCUGGAGACACACAGCUCCUCGGAUGUCACAAUUGGUCCAAGACUGUUCCUGUCCUGUCCGAUGGACAUCUCUGGAUCCCAGGUGUGGUUCACGGAUCUGUGGAACUACUCGUUAGUACCGUACAUGUUGGAGGCUGUCCGGGAGGGACUUCAGGUGUAUGGGAAGAGGGCUCCAUGGGAGGAUCCAACAGAUUGGGUGAUAGAGUCCUACCCUUGGAGCGGCGGCAGUAACAACGAUAAGGACAAGUCGUUGCUACGGAUACGGCCAGAAGAUGUUGGAUAUGAUUCCCAGACAGCACAGGUCUCUGUAAGUGGGAACAAGUCAAAGACGAAGACAGUCGGCAACACAUCAGAGGGGAACCCGGGAGACCCACUGGUCAAUAUGUUGAUGAGGCUGCAAGAAGCUGCCAGCUACUCCAGCCCCCAGAGUAACGACAGUGACUCCACCAGCCUAGACAGUCACAGCAGUAUACAGGAGUUCUCCAGCUCUAGUGUCGAGUCAACGCUUUGAGUUACCUCCCUUUGACUAGAAGAUCUCAAGCAAAUACUGUACAGAUUUGGAUUUUCUUGCUUGGAAAUAUGAUUGUGUGAGACAAUGACUCAGAGUUAUGUCCCCUGAUGAACGUUCUAUAUGAACCAGAAUUUGAUUAUCGGUGUAUUUACCGGGGAUUAGUUAGAGAGGUACCUGACAGCUUUGGAAUUCAGGCUGGAAGUUGUGCUAAAAGGAAGCAUAAGUAUCCUUUAUGAUGCAUAGCAAUAUACAUUACCAGCCCUAGGGUUCACCUUCUGCCAAAAGGUAUCACGAUCAUGUGCCAUAAGAAUGUUCAUUUUAAUACCCGUAUCAUUGAGUUCAUUUUUGACAGAUCUGAUAAGUGAACCCUUUUAAUGAACCACAAGAUUCAUGUAGUGAACUUUUAAUAAGACGAAAAGGAUUACAGCACUGUGAAAUGGAGUUCCGUCACCACUGUAGAUCACGUUAGAAAACCUCUUCAACACCUGUAACUAUGCAAGUUGAGGCACUGAUGCCGUUGUAUCGAUUUUAUAACCAUUUUAGAAGUGUAAUGACAACCUUGAAGAUGUGUCAGUCAGUAACAGCCCUAUGACCUGCCUGUCUCCUGCUUUAACUGGAUCCUUGUCAUGCAUAGUGUGCAUUGGCUGACGAACAUGGAUGUCAAACUGACAUCUUAUGCAUUUUGAUUUGUGCCUUCAAGGAAGAAAGUGCUUAACAUUGUGAACCGACGCUCCAAGAACUCAACAGUAACAGUGCUAGAACUUUGUGAAAUUGAUCUGAAAAUGCUGUGACAAGACAUCAAGUUUUGCUUUAUGCCUGAAUUAUACAAUAUUUGUGGAUUACAGUGCUAUUACUGUUAUGGAUUGUGUCAAUUUUAUUUGACAGCUUGUUGAUUGACUAUGAGUGGUAUAUUGUACUAUUGGAAGAUUGCCAACUACAUAAUGGGAGGGGCUGUAAUUAGAUCAUGUUAAUUAUUAAAAGACAGAUGCUGAUUAUGAAAUAUACAAGAAACAGCUGAUGUAUUUACCUCCUCUUUAUGUUUGCUCAUCCUGAACUGGACACCCGCACAUGCAUUAUGAUGCAUGUGUAUGAUGAGACUUCCAAAGUGCCAAGCUGAAAAUAUUGAUUAUACCAUGUGUUGCUUUUUGUGUAAGAUAAAGGUGUACAUUGCUUGUCAUUGAUGUUUUGUAGGUAUAACACAGUUGUAGCUGUCAUGUUCCAAGUGUAUAUUUUUGUAAUUUGCACAUUACUUGCGUGCUGACGUUGUGUUUGCUGUGACUAGGGUGUUAUUGUAUGAUUUGACUUCCAUCGCUUGAAACUGACAUAUGUACAUUUCAAUCAAUUCACACAUUUGAAAUAAUUUUCCUCAUAAGUAUAAAUCUUCUCUUAUGUAAAAAUAUAUUUGUAUAUUUGCCGGGCAAUAAUUUGCACCUCCAGCAUACGUUUAAAAAAAAUCAAAGUUUAAGUACUCUGCAUGAUUAAAAAAUUCAAGUUGUAUGUCAAUUUCAAGCAUGGUGUGAGAAGGCUUCAUUCAGGGUUGUGAGAGAAUGCUAAUAGCAGUGUAAGCAGGUUGUCUGAUUUACAAGGCUGUGGCUAAAUUCUAUAGGCAUAACAGAGCUAGAGUUACCUCCCUUUGCUUAAUGCAUGGCGAUCCUUGAAUCAUAUUAAUGUGCCAAAUGUUGAUUUCAUGUCAUUUCAAAACCAUUUCAUUAUUUAUUUUUUCAUUUGUUUUGUUUUAUAAAGCUUCAGGUGUAAAAUCAAAAGAAAGGUCAAAGUUAAGUGAAAAAUUAAGAUUCAGUGAUAAAAUUCUAAAAUCUCUUGUAAUAUGUUUUGUUUCAUAGAACCAUAACAUAUAUAUUAACAUAAUUGAAUAAAAAUCAGUGUCUCUGGCAAGUAGUUGUUAUAUUAAGAAAAUGUAUUAUUUCAAACCUCGGUGGCUGUUCAUACGUGUUGGUUCGUUAAAUCUGACCUGUUUCUUGCGAUUUUACAUCUUGUUAUUUUACGCCCUCUUGUAUUUUAGGCUUCUGAUGACAGUGAAGCUUAGCAUUGUUUUCGAGCUGCUUGUUGAUUGUCAGCAAUCAAUGUCUGUUAUAUUAACAGUGUGCGUCACUUUAACAUCAAGUAUAUAGACAAGUUGCAGGUUUGACAACUAACAUGUUGAAUAAUGCAUGACUGUUACUACCAUGGAUGACAUUAAAGGAUGCAAGAAGAGUCAGCAUCUUCAGUGAAAAAUUGGAAUAAAGGUCAUGACAAUUAAGGCCUUAUGCUCAUUAUAUACAAGCAUUUUGUUAUAUACAGACAUCAAGCAGAGUUUAUAAAGGGGGAUAUAAAAUAACAAGCUUUAACCAAAAUUUAUAUCAUUGACAUGUUUGAUGGAUAUAAAUGAUUUCAGAUAGCUGAUUUCCAUUGAGGCACAAGCUAACCAGCUAGCUUUAACUAAUCCAGCUUCAUCCUUCACUUAUGUGCAAUGUAUAUUGGGAAUAGAUUAUGAAAUAUUUAUUAUUUACGUGUAUUUAUUCUUAUUUUGUACCCUUGUUGAAGAAGUUGUUGAUCCAUUGAACUAAUGCUGACCUAUAUCGUAUAUGUUUCCUCUUGUGCAGUUCCUAAACAGUUGGAAUUGGAAUAAUGUCUUAAUGAUGCUAGCAUCAUAUAAUUUGGGGUUUAAACAUUUUUAGCAUAAAUGGACAGUAAAGUAGUUUGUCUUUUUUUAUAGAAAUGAUUUCUGAAUAAUAGUUUGAAAAUACAUACUUAAUUAUAAGUAAUGAAUAAAGUAUUUUAAUUUUGAUCAAAGUAAAAAGUAAUAUUAGUUUAUAAUGUGUUAUGUUUUAAAGUGUCAUCCAGACUUAACUUAGAGGACAAACUUGCUCAGAUAGAUUGACAGGUCAUUCAUUUGGAGGAAAUCAAAUAACACUGGACAUAAUCAGACCAUAUCCUUGAAUGACAUCAGCUUGUUAUUAUCUCUCAUGCAUGUCAGUGUUGUAGCCUGUCAUGCAAUGUCAUGCUUUGCGGUGUUGUCAAUAGCAACGUUAUUUAUAACCAAUGCACAGUGUUACAUGGAUGGACUGUUCAUCCAGCGUAUAUUUCUAGUCAGACCCUUGUUGUCUCUGUACAGAAUUUGUAAAUGAUAUCACAUCUAAGUUAUGUACUGAUCAUCAUGGCGUCAUACGAUGUCAUCAUAAUUGAUGUAAAUAGGAUCACCAUGUGUUUAUGCAUGUGCAUCUAUCGGUGGAUUCUUGGAUGGGCCGAGAACAACUGCUGGUAGAAAAUCUCUUGAAAAAUUGUCAUUAGAUGAGAAGUUUUCCUCUUUGAAAACUUUAGAAUUGCUAUGUCUAAUGGUUGAAUAAAGUUUUCUAUUCUAUACAUUA